Marchantia polymorpha subsp. ruderalis is the source of this 1903-nucleotide messenger RNA. Lineage: Eukaryota; Viridiplantae; Streptophyta; Marchantiopsida; Marchantiales; Marchantiaceae. The record is from the annotation of a GenBank genome assembly.
UGAGGACCCGGGUGGCAAACCCCUGACGAUACCCUAAGAACGAGCGUGCUUGAACGCACGAGCCCACGAGGCGCAACGCUGUGAGCGCGAUAGCAAGCGCAAAGAGCAGGCAGAGGGUUUAGGGACCGAAGAGGGAGACGACGUUGAAGAAACGGGGCUCGGAGCAGGAUGUUGUCGAUCUUCCGCAGCAUCGAGUACAGCGACAAUCGUUAUUCACCUGGACAUGUGAAGGGACUGCUGGAUGGUCCGAUGCUGUAGUUCGUAUUACGGAUUGGGGAGUUGAAUUCUUCGUCGUCGUCGUCCGAGAGGUGGGGAGAGAUGAAGUUGGUGGCGGGGUCUUACGAGCGUUUCUUGUGGGGAUGGAAGGUGCAAGCGAACGAGAAGAAAUUGCAGCUAGCUUUUUCUUACCCUGCUCAUUUGGGCCCAGUGAAAUGCAUUGCAGCGUGCGGGUCGAUUGUGGCCACUGGCGGUUCGGAUGAUACCAUCAAGGUUUAUGACGUGGGCGCGCAGAAGGAUAUGGGAUCUCUGUAUGAACAUCAAGGGGCUGUCACAUGCUUGGAUUUUUUGAAACCGGAGGUGUCUCACCUCAACCGUCCCACUCACUUGUUCAGCGGCUCUGAGGAUGGCACGAUUUGCAUAUGGGACACCGAUUCCUGGAUUCACCUCAAGACUAUGAAGAGCCACAAAACAGCCGUGAACAGCUUGUCUGUGCACCGUUCGGGCAAAGUUGCCCUGUCCGUCGAGAAGGAUGGCCACUUGAAAAUGUGGAAUCUUCUCAAGGGUCGAUGUACCUUUACCACGAAGCAGUCCUCCGAGUCCACUUGGAUCAAGUUUGCACCCCAGUCCGGGGAAUCUUACUCCGUUGUCAAAGAGGAGAAGCUGGAAAUUUACAAUGUCGAAACCGGGAAGAUGCUGCACACUUGUGAUAAUGAGAAGCGUGUACUCUGUAUGGCCCAGAACCAGGAUGACUUGAUUUUCACCGGUGGGGAGGAUAGUAUAAUCAGGUGUUGGGACACAAGGAGCGGGCAGCUAGCCAUUACUGUGCCCAAUGCCCAUUCCAGUCGCAUUAGAGGAGUGGCGCUCUUGAACUCUCGGCAAGGUGCACUGGAGUCUGGAGAGAUCCCUCAAUUUAUUGCCUCGGCUUCCUCAGAUGGAACCGUGAGAAUCUGGGACACUCGAAUGGUUCAAGAAGCGAAUGACCCCAUGUCGCCAGAACCCAUCUUUGAGACCUCGACCAAGUCACGACUUACUUGCCUCGUUGCUUGUGGUUCAAUGAGAAAGGCUGGUUCCUUGAAUACGGUUCCUUCUAACGAGGAAGGAUCCAGAGAUGUUGGUAAAGAAGCUGCCGAUGCACAACCACUUACAAAGAAACGAGUUGCAGACGGAUCAGCUUCAUUAAAGUCUUCUAAGGGAAGUGACAAGAGUCAGAAGAAAGUACACGCGACUUCGAGUGUCAAGGUCGAAAAAGCUACCACUGGAGGACGGAAAAAGAGGAAGAGAAGUCAAAAGAAUGCCAAGUCAUAAAAUCCGCCCAUUCUGGAAGUUUCCGCGGUUGCCGGAUCGUCCUAUUGGCCGCGAUUGGAUUGAAGAAAUGCACCUGUUCCAGCACAAAAACUUCCUCAUUUUUUGAUAGAUAUGACAGCAGAGACUGUAGGAUGGAUCAGAGGAGUCAGCCUCUGACUUGGAAGUUAUGAAAGUCUUGUCAAGGCUGCUCGGAAACUGCUGGCAUCUAGAUUAGGACCUGGUUUACAUGUCAUUACCAUCAUAGAGGUCUCACUCCACACAUUUUUGACCGAUCUAUGUACCGUGCUGUAUCAACGAGUAGAAAGUGCGUUAACUUAGAUUUAGUAUGUACAAAUAUUCAGGGUUUUGUAAUGUGAUUAUUUUGAGUAAAAGGUUCCUU